CAUGGGCCAGCUGUGUGUCCCUGCCCUCGGCCUCACCAGGCCUCACCUGGAGUGCUGUGCCUGCUCUGGGCUCUCCAGUCCAAGGGAGAUGAGGAGCUACUGGAGAGAGCCCAGGGAAGGGCCACAAACACGGUGAAGGAACUGGAAUCUCUCUCUCAUGAGGAAAAGCUGCGAGAGCUGAGAUAGUUCAGCCUGGAGAAGGUGCAGGGGCACCAGACUCUCACCACAGGGCUUGACAAGCCUAAGGUUAAACUGGGGGGUUUAAGGCCACCAAAGUGGCUGACAUGCCAUGAAACAGGGGCUUUCCCCCUCUGGGGUGUUCGCUGUCCUCACUAGGCAACAGCCGGGGUGCCACAGGCUCCUGCAGUCGGUACAUUUGGCCCUGGCCUCCUGCAAGUGCCACACGCAGUGUGUGACCUCCAGCAGGACCGUGGCCCUGCGCUGGCAGUGCUGCCGCUGUGCAGAGACGUGGCCUGUGCGGGGGCUGCGGGUCCUGCAGGGGCUGUCCCAGCACCUCAGCUUGAGGAGGGCACCACUGAGGGCUCCCAGACAGCUCCUCCUUCCCUGACCGCCUCCUGCAGAACAUGGCACCCGGAGCCGAAGAGGCUCUGCAGGAGAGCGGCUCGGCCACGACGGCCGGUACGAGCCAGAGGCAGUGGGAGGCAGUGGCAGAAGGCCUGUGCCCCAUCUGCCUGGACAACAUGGACGACACAGCCCACAUCAUCCCCUGCCUGCACACCUUCUGCUUCGGCUGCAUCCAGCAGUGGGCUGCCGUGCACGCCGUGUGCCCGCUCUGCCGGCAGCACUUCAGCCGCAUCCUGCACAUGGUGAGAGCGGACGACGACUACCAGGAGUGCGUGGUUGCCUCGUCCUCCCGCCAGCAGAGUCCCGCAGCCAGACAGAGGGUGCGCAGCAGAUCCCCACAGUGGCGCUACCACCUGCGCCCACGGCCCAACAACAAUCCCACUGCUGGGAGAAGGGGGCCGGCAGAGAGGGACUAAGGGAGGGCUCCAAGGAACUCCGACACCUCUGCCCCACAGACUGCAGGGGGAUGCUAAGCCAGCCCUGCCGAUGGACCUGUCAUCCACUUGGACUUGCUGAGAGCGCAGCUUAUGGCCUUCAUGCAACGUGAAUGAACAUCCACAAUCUUUCCAGAGCGUGCAUCUUUCAAAACCACUUGGUACACUGCACAUGAAUCCACUAAUUGCUAUUCUUACUAUUAGUCAUAGUAGCAUUGUUAUUGUUAUUGUUAAAAUUAUUAAAGUGUUCUUCUCUUAACCCA
Molecule: messenger RNA, 1282 nt
Organism: Pipra filicauda (Wire-tailed manakin)
Lineage: Eukaryota; Metazoa; Chordata; Aves; Passeriformes; Pipridae
Product: E3 ubiquitin-protein ligase Topors-like
Exons: 2
Coding region: 585-1001 (138 amino acids)
Biological process (GO): protein monoubiquitination; protein polyubiquitination
Molecular function (GO): ubiquitin protein ligase activity
Source: RefSeq, a predicted model, not a curated record